CGCACUGUCAACAAACCGGUCAUAACCUCUCUUUUUGUCAUUUACUUGUCACAAACGAGUUGUUAAAAAUUUGUGAAUCAGUGAAAAAUGGAGCAAAGUGAGGAAAAAGCUGAGACUCCAUCAUCAGAGGCUCAGAAUAAAAUUCAAGAUGAUUCGAUAAAUUCUGAAUCAAAAGUCGGUGAGUCUCCCCCUGAAGAGGCGCCCCCAGAGGCAUUCAAGAAGCCACAGUUGAUAAUCGGUCCUCGACGAGGGAAAAUCGUAGGAAUACGUGCUGCACCUGCUGUCACACCAGAUUCACUGUCAGAGGCCUCAGCAGCGAGCGACGACGAGAGAGAGGAGAGUGAAACGCCUGAUGAAAUCGAGCCUGAGAAGCCUCCACCAGCUCCAGAGAAGAUGACCCUUCCUCUCCCUUACAGAGAGCCUUCCUGGGCUGGUCCGCCUCCCCCAGGCUACAAAAUCGAGGUUCUCAAGUCUGGGGUUAUCCUGAGCGUAGUUGAUCUGUCGAAGCAGAGUUUCUUCGUCGUUGGGAGGCUCCCAGUCUGCGAUAUUCCCCUGCAGCAUCCCACCAUCUCCAGGUAUCAUGCUAUUCUCCAGUACAGGGAGACUGGGGACGAGAGGAAUGGCAGUGGGUACUAUCUGUACGACUUGGAGAGCACACAUGGAACUUUUUGGAAUAAUUGUAGAAUCAGACCGAAGACUUAUGUGAAAUUGAAGGGAGGGCAUAUGAUCAAGUUUGGGUGCAGUCAGAGGAAGUUUAUUAUUUCCACUCCACCUGAGGAUGAGGAGGAGGAGUCUGAAUAUUCUGUGACGGAAUUGAAGGAAAUGCGGCGACUGGAGCUAUUAGAGCGUGAGAAGUUGGAGCAAGAGUGUCAGGAAGAGGAGGCAGAGCUCGAAAGAAUGAGAAAAGAGAAAGAGGAAGCUGAAGGGGUUGAUUGGGGGAUGGGUGAAGAUGCUGACGAAGAGACUGACUUGACAGAGAACCCGUACGCCCAGUCCAACAACGAGGAGUUGUUCCUGGACGACCCCAAGAAGACCCUGAGGGGAUGGUUCGAGAGGGAGGGCCACGAUCUCCAGUAUCAGACCGAGGAGAAGGGACUGGGGCAAUUCCUGUGCUGGGUGGACCUGCCAAUCGACGGUGGACGAACUGCCAGGGCAGAGGCCCUGGUCAAGGGAAAGAAGAAGGAGUCUGUGGUGCAGUGUGCUCUGGAGGCCUGCAGAAUCCUGGACAGGCAUGGCUUACUUCGACAAGCCACGCACGAAGGGAGAAAACGAAAGUCUCGUAAUUGGGAAGAGGAGGACUACUACGACUCUGACGAGGACAACUUCCUGGACAGAACUGGAACAGUCGAGAGAAAACGCGAGCAGAGGAUGAGAAAUGCUGGAAAAUUGGAGGCCAAAGUCGAGACUUACUCGUCGUUGAUGGACAAACACUCAGAAGUUCAGGGGAAAAUUAAUAAAAUUGAAAGUGCAUUGGAGAAUCAUCGAAAGGCCAAGAGUGCUCAGGAUGAUAACUCCAGUGAGGACGCUUUGGACGCAUUCAUGUCACAUUUGAGCACUUUAUUGCUCAGCAAAUCUGACAUUGUCAAGAUGAAAUCAGAGCUUGUGCAUUUGAGGAGGGAAGAGGAGGGCCUGAGGAAACUCAUUGAUAUUGCCAAACCUGCGAAUAUGCCUUCGUUGAAGGCAGUUUAUUCAGAGCAAAAAGUUGAGUCCGUGAAUGCUAAGGAAGAGAAAUUAGAGAGAAUGCCGAAACUCGAGUUUGAGGGGUCAGGAGAGGCGUGUGAAGAGAAGAGUGUUCAGAGCAGCAGUCGUUAUGGACUGAGGAGACCUGAUCUGCAAGCUGUUGAGCAACGGUUCAUUGGUGAAGAGGAAUGCAGGAAGGGAGAUGAUGAUUCAGAGGAAAAAGAGCCCAUGGAAGUGACCCAGGAGGAUAAAAAUGAAGAGAUUGGAGGGAACAGUCACUCGACAGAAAUCCCUCCGAAGAAGGUGAAAAAGAAUCAGAGGAGAAGAGCUGAUAGACUUCCUAAGGAAAUAGGAAAGAAUUACCCUGAGGACUUGAACAGCGAGGAUUAUUCCAUGUGGGUGCCUCCAGUGGACCAGAGUGGAGAUGGAAAAACCAGCCUCAACGACAAAUACGGGUAUUGAUGAGCCAAGGACUUGACAGUGUGUGAAAAAUUGUAAAUAUUUUCGAUUCCCUUCGGGGAUUAUCAUUAAUUUUCCCAUUGAUGGCUUAUUUAAACGACAUAUUUUUGUGAGAACAUUUUUAUUGAACAUUUGAUUGAGAUGUAAAUUAAAAGUAAUAGAUCUGUA
Molecule: messenger RNA, 2307 nt
Organism: Diachasma alloeum
Lineage: Eukaryota; Metazoa; Arthropoda; Insecta; Hymenoptera; Braconidae
Product: kanadaptin
Exons: 2
Coding region: 88-2142 (684 amino acids)
Molecular function (GO): protein binding; mRNA binding
Source: RefSeq, a predicted model, not a curated record